Molecule: messenger RNA, 222 nt
Organism: Fusarium sp. VM40
Lineage: Eukaryota; Fungi; Ascomycota; Sordariomycetes; Hypocreales; Nectriaceae
Source: the annotation of a GenBank genome assembly
AUGGGCGGUGUUGUCUCUUGCAUCAAGUCUUGUCUCCAGACCAUCGGAGAUGCCAUCAUGGCCGUUAUCGGCGGUGUCGGCCGUAUCCUCCAGGCCAUCAUCGGCGCCGUUGUCAAGUUCUGCGGCAUCAUCGUCAGCUUCCUCACCUGUGGCUACUGCGGCAGCAAGGGCGGACGCACCAAGCGACGCGGUCACUCGCACAUGAAGUCGACGAGAGUAUAG